Molecule: messenger RNA, 1094 nt
Organism: Trametes versicolor FP-101664 SS1
Lineage: Eukaryota; Fungi; Basidiomycota; Agaricomycetes; Polyporales; Polyporaceae
Exons: 2
Source: RefSeq, a predicted model, not a curated record
AGACUCUCCGAGGACCCAUGACAGUCGUAGGUGACCCGACGGAUUUGAAUUGAGACAUCCCAGAGAGUUUGGAGAAAGCCUAUUUCCCGUAGGCUGUCUGCCACACUCCGGAUAGGCUGCUCGCCGGUUGUCAUGGAGGGCACGCGGGAUGUUCUCGGCCAACGCCGCAAGCAUCGUGUCGUCCGCAGCCGCGCGCUUCAAUUUUCUGCGUUGCGAUUUGUUCUCUUUGUCUCUGACCACGAUCUAGGCCUCGUCUCCGGGCGGCGGAACCGCGCUAUGUUUUCCGACUUUGAACGGCUUAGCGCGAUCCACAUGGAUCACCGUGAACGUGUAGUUUGCACCCCAUUAUCGAUACUGAACGUUUUUGCACAGUGCUAACAUCACACGCGAACCACAUGGUGCGACGGAGCGAGGCCGCAGCUCUCCGCACUCUGGAAGUGCCAGUCGACUUUAUGCGUCCAUGUCAGAACGGAACUCGGCGCGAUGUGGACCGGCGAGACACGACAGCACCUUCUCUGAGUCGCCCGGCCACAAACUCAUGCGCUGGAAUGGGGCUCGUAUCGGUAUCACGAGAUGGAGCCCUUUCCAAACCCGACGACGCCCAACGUAGCUGGCUUCCCCCGUGCAUGCGCUGAUCUCCGCUGGAAGCUCUGGGCUGAUCACGCCGGCUCGACACACAUAUGGUCCUGCCCCUCACCUGUUCAUUGUCGCAAUCGCUUCUGUCAAUGCCGGGGGCGUCGACGAACGGAGCGCUCGCAUGCGGCGCCCGCACAGGCCAAGUGAGGAUCCAAGAGAACGUUAAUAAUGUAUGUCGUGCGCCACCCUCUUUCCAAGACUUCUUCCGCUCUUACCUAUUUAGGGCGAGGAGCAGCUUCCGGCUUUACGUUGCAGGCACCGAGCGCCGGCUGGCGCGGGGUGUGCGAUUUUCCUACAUUUCAGGAUGCCGGUCGUUCCUUGUGCACGUUCCUGGGCCAACGAGCAUGCUGUGAUCGGAGUACACAGCGCGCUCCAGACCGCGCUCCACUUUUUUUUACUCCAGCUCCUGCGGAGGUCGUUAGGACGACGGCGCUCGCCGCCAUCUCCGAGACUUGGGU